Molecule: messenger RNA, 1060 nt
Organism: Nannospalax galili (Upper Galilee mountains blind mole rat)
Lineage: Eukaryota; Metazoa; Chordata; Mammalia; Rodentia; Spalacidae
Gene: Nme4
Product: NME/NM23 nucleoside diphosphate kinase 4
Exons: 6
Coding region: 57-764 (235 amino acids)
Biological process (GO): CTP biosynthetic process; UTP biosynthetic process; GTP biosynthetic process
Molecular function (GO): nucleoside diphosphate kinase activity
Source: RefSeq, a predicted model, not a curated record
CAGGCACCGCCCUCGGCCCCCAGCUCGCUGUUCACCAGGCCCCGCCAGCUUGCGCCAUGGGCUACCUCUUGGGGUGCACAGCUAUGCGAGCAUUGCUGUGCCGGCCAGGCAUCCCAGGCCUGCGCCUGCUGGUGCGCCCCAGUUCCGGGACUAGGUCCCUCUCCAAAGUAGUAUUUGACUUUGGAGGAGAUGCUCAUUGCCCUGGCAGUCGCCUGGGGUUGCAGGAACGUGAGGACAACUGGAGACUCCCUGACAGUGUUUGCUUUCCAGGCAGCCUUAACCCCAUGGCAGGAGGGCCCUCCUGGCCCCAGGAGCGGACCCUGGUUGCUGUGAAGCCGGAUGGGGUGCAGCGGAGGCUGGUGGGGACUGUGAUCCAGCGCUUUGAGAGGCGGGGCUUCAAGCUGGUGGGGAUGAAGAUGCUGCAGGCACCAGAGAGAAUCCUUGCUGAGCACUACCAGGACCUACAGAGGAAACCAUUCUACCCAGCCCUUAUCAGCUACAUGAGCUCUGGGCCUGUAGUGGCCAUGGUCUGGGAAGGGUACAAUGUGGUCCAUAUCUCAAGGGCUAUGAUAGGACACACUGACUCAACCAGAGCAACCCCCGGGACCAUCAGGGGAGACUUCAGUGUUCACAUCAGCAGGAAUAUCAUCCAUGCUAGUGACUCUGUGGAAGGGGCCCAGAGGGAGAUCCAGCUGUGGUUCCAGAGCAGCGAGCUCGUGAACUGGGCAGAUGGUGGCCACCACAGCACCUGCUACCCAGCCUGAGGGUUCAAACUACCCUCUGUACUCCAGGAUCCACAGGGACCAACUACCUCUGUCAACAAGAACUCAAGCCCACACCCUUCCCAUCUCCCAAAACACUUCCUGUUCACCUUUUGUCCCACUCCAGCCCAGGGGUGUGUUUGUGCCCCAACUUCAUGUGCCUUUUUGUAUUCUAAGCCAGCACAAGAUUGGACCAUAUCCUGUACCAAAGUGCCAGACAACCUUUGGGACAUUGUCAAAGGUGACUUCUUUGCCUGCCCCAAAGGAGAUACAUUAAAAUCCUCUGCUUAGAAUGGGAA